Tetranychus urticae (two-spotted spider mite) is the source of this 3167-nucleotide messenger RNA. RefSeq names its product Hermansky-Pudlak syndrome 1 protein (gene HPS1). Gene Ontology annotation, cellular component: BLOC-3 complex. Gene Ontology annotation, molecular function: guanyl-nucleotide exchange factor activity. Lineage: Eukaryota; Metazoa; Arthropoda; Arachnida; Trombidiformes; Tetranychidae. The record is from RefSeq and is a predicted model, not a curated record.
CGUAAAAAUCAAAACAAACAGUUUUAAGGAGUAAACUCGAUGUUGAUAAUUAGCUUAAAUUGUUUUCCUUGUUAUCUGUUGUUAAUUCAUAGUCUCCAUCAUAAUCUGCUUUCAUCAUAAAAUAAGAAUACUUUCAGUCAUUAUAAGUUUACUCUAGUGUUAUCCUCUUUUGUCUCGUUCUCCAAGUUUGUUUACUUAUUGGUCAACAUUGAACAAAAAUACAUGCAUUUCUUUUGUUACCUUUAUUUUACCUUUUCAAAGUUUUCUUCUAACUUUAUUUUUGUUUAAAGCAUCGACAUUUUGUUCGUCAACAAUUAACAUAGCUUUGAGCUUGAUUGCUAAUUGACGAAGACUAUUAAUUUAUCCUGUGAAAUUGUAACAUGUGUAAUUGUUGAAUCUAUCAAAUUAAGACGUCAUAGUUAUUUUUGAACUACAUGUGUAAUUGAUAUGAUGAAAAUAUCUAAAAUUCAUUGUCAUUUUAUCUCCACAUAAUUCUGUGAAAUACAAGUAAACAGUUUGCCAGUGAAUCAAGAAACAUCUGUUUAGUGUUUAAUUGACUUGUAAUCUGUCAAUAAAUUUCAUGUGAUUUUGAAAUUUAAGGCGCAAAAGUCAAAAUGGAUUGUUUAAUGGUUUUUGAUGUUAACAAUUAUUUACUCUAUGUGAAACACAAUCUCGAUUUUCUGGAAGCAUUGUCCUCGUUGGUUUUUGAUUGCAAAUUAACAGAUCUAGAUUCACCACGAAAUAUCAAAGAGAUGUUUUUGAAAGAUGAUAAACAAUUGGAGAAUAUGAUUGUCCUUUUAUUUGCUCCAUAUGUAGCUUCAAUUAGAGUUUUGGGCAGUGAAAGUCCAUCUUUGGACGUAUUUGCUGAUAAAUAUCCAUCAGUUAAAAUAAUUUAUUCUCAAUUUUUAGAUUACAUAUUCCUUUAUAUCGCGGAUUCGACCAAUUUUACACACGAGAAAAAAAUGGAACAUAAUUUGACUACUUUCGUCGCUAUUUCUAAAUUAAUGUUUGGAGUUGCUUUAAGUGAGAUUAAAGGAGAUGAGAAUCAGAUGAAAUUAUUAACAUCAAUUUACAACAACUGGUUAAAAAAUUCAACUUGCCCUGUUUACAUGGUUGAGGCAACAGAAAAGCUAUUCAUAAGUCAAUCAGUACAAAAAAUAUUCAGUGAUCUGGUCCGUUCCAAUAUAAUGAAGUUGUCAUCUCAUCUCGAUCGUUUUUCAGUGGAAAUUCCAUCUCAUGGUUUAUUAUUUGUCGAACGGAAAUUAAUUACAAGAACAUCGAGUCGCAAUGCUGUUAAAUUAAAUAAAGGAGAUUUGGUAUUACUUACUCUACUGGCUGAUACUUUACAAGGAACUCGCGAGUAUUAUUCAGAGAAAGAAGACACAUUGAAAAUCUCAUUUGAUGAUUUUGAUGAAGAUGGGAUUGGAGACAAAACAAAUCAAAAUGAGAAAGAUUAUGAGACAAAUGAAAGAAGAACAUUUACCGAAUCUUAUGAAUCAUCAUCGUCAUCAAGUGAAAGCAGUCCGAUAAAGGGCGAAAAGCGAAACUAUCGAUGGAAAGAGUUUGAUCAUCGAUUAAUAUUCCUUCAUUCAUCCAUUGACCAGAGAUAUUUAGUCCCUUUUUAUUCACGUUUCAUAAGAAUUUCCAAGGAAAUAAGUUUCAUUAUUUUAUCUCAAUUGCCAACGACCCUGAUUACAUUUCAUAUUCACAAUUUACUCAGAAUACUCAAUAUACUUCAGUAUCGACCCAAAGAUCUACGUCGCUUCCAUUCAUUACAAGAAUUUGAUGCCUCAUUGACCAAGUUGAAUCGACAUUUGGCUGAAAACAGUCAAAAAAGCGAUCUUAUUCGAACUUUGAUCUCAAAAUUGAAUCAAUUAUCCAAAAGUGAAAUCCGUAAACAUAUUUUGAGUCGCAAUAAUGAAGAAGUCUCAGCACAACUUGAUUCCCUGGCGUCUUCAGUUUCAGCUAUUCUUAAAACAGUAUAUUGUGAAAAGGUUUUUCUCCACCAUCAAAGAUUAAUUGAGCGGUUUAUCAUGGAUCCAACUAUGUCCGAGUUUAUGUUUUCACUCCAAAACAAUUGCUUUAACGUUUUUAAAGAUUACAUUGAUUACUUUCAUGUCAAAAGUCAACGCAACAUGGCACUUGAAGCGUACAGCGAUGUUGUUCCCGGUUUAGUUGGCUUCAUCUAUGUUGAUCGAAAUCUGAAUGAGUUAAUCAUGGCUAAAGUAGAUGAUGGUGCCGAUGCUAUUGGUGAUUUUAAUUUGCUCAAUCUCAAUUUAUCUAAGAAUGUUUUACCUCAAUUAGUCGAGACAGCGUAUUUUAAUUUGUCAAAUGGCCAAUUUACAUCAACUUGGUCUGGAAAUGGCCUUUCCUUUAACUAUAUCAUUUGGUUUGAGACUGAAAAUGGAGAAAUUUUGAAAAUUCCAAAAGAAAGAUCAGAAAUGACCGGAUAUCCAAGCAUGAUGAAUGGAAAUUUUGUUGAUAAAAUGUUAGCCUCUUAUUUUCCAAGUUACCGUUUAGGUUUAUCACCAACCAAAGGUGGAAAUUUAUUGUGUUUUGAAUUAUUUUACGUUCAAAAGCUAUCCUAUUUCAAGCCUGGACGUCAAAUUAUUGAAGCACGUAAAUUAGCUCGACGUUUAUGGGCAGUUACAUCAUCUUCAAUCAGAGUUUUAUCUAUCUUUUAAAUUUCCAAAUUAUUUUUGUGCCUCAAUCUCAGUGAAAGUGAAAUUAGUGAAGACUUUUUGCUCCCCUUAGUCAUUAGAUUGCCAAUUUUCACAUUUGAAUUACUGUGAAAUACUAUUUAUCUGAAACCCUUUCUGUCUUCAAAAUUAUUUCUAGCUCCUGUCAUGCUUUUCACCUCCAUCUCAUAAUUAUCAUUGACUCUCUCUCAUUCAUUGUUUACUCUUGAUCAUUUAUUAUUCGCAUAGCUUUCUAACCUGCUAAAUUGACCAUAAUAUUUUGGAAUCAUCAUUUUCUGCCAAAUCUUCAUUAAUUUUUGUAAAAAAACUGCACAAAACUAAUUUUAAAAUUUUUAAUUGAUAGACAUCAGUUAUAAUUUGAACCUACAACUCUCUGCUCUUCAUUCCAUCCAUAAAUUCAAUAUAAUCUUUGUUAAAUUAAAUGGGUGAAUCACCAUUUCUAUCAUUAAAUUACCAUUUAUUUAUUCA